GAGAGCGAGACUGCAUGCACGAUCAGGACGUCGGAAUCGAGUGUUUAUAUUACGAAGAACCUGAUGAUGCCAUACCAGUCUGGGAGAUAGCAAUUAUCGCCGUCAUUGGUUCGUCAAUAUUCCUCAUCCUCAUCGUCCUUGCUAUCUACUAUCGAGGGCGCCCUCGCCGUCGUGGCUCCUCCCCCACCCACACCGCAUCACGUGAUGACCAUGGGUACAUCCAUAAUCCUGCUUUCGACAUGACCGAGCCCCCGCCAGACUACCGGCCUUCCACGCCACCGCCAACCGAGUCGCCGCCCUCGUACGAGUCGGUGGCCAUGCCUCCCUACAAGCCGAACGAGGACGCCGCCCCUCCUCAGGUUGACGAGGAUAACCGUCGUGGACAAGAUCAAAAUGAUCAAAGAACUAUACUUCAAAACGGUGCGAUGUCUCGUGGUAUGUAUUAA
Molecule: messenger RNA, 446 nt
Organism: Strongylocentrotus purpuratus (purple sea urchin)
Lineage: Eukaryota; Metazoa; Echinodermata; Echinoidea; Camarodonta; Strongylocentrotidae
Exons: 2
Coding region: 15-446 (143 amino acids)
Source: RefSeq, a predicted model, not a curated record